Mytilinidion resinicola is the source of this 904-nucleotide messenger RNA. Its product is annotated as Glyoxalase/Bleomycin resistance protein/Dihydroxybiphenyl dioxygenase. Bases 259 to 849 code for a protein of 196 amino acids. The record is from RefSeq and is a predicted model, not a curated record. NCBI's taxonomy places the organism in Eukaryota, Fungi, Ascomycota, Dothideomycetes, Mytilinidiales, Mytilinidiaceae. The transcript has a single exon.
UGGUUUGGUAGGUUUCAUGCUCAGGUGAGGAUGGGACGAUUGUGCGGGUGAGGUUGAGGUGGCUCCGUGAAAGGUAGAAGUUGAGGACAUUGUGAGAUGGCUUAUAAUUUGAGAGCUCUUGGUGGAUUCAAUGCGUUUCUCUUUACUGCCGUGUGAUUUAGCAGUUAUCGUCAGUCUGCUUAGGUGAAGAAAAAGGAAGCAUCAAUUCUCUCCACGCACGUCUUUCUGGGAGUUCUUCACAGUCUCAACCCACGCGAGAUGGCAAUCAACGACUCCACUAAAUUUGGCCCUAAAGUCAAGUCGCCCUCCGCGCUUACUCAUGUUGUCCUCCGCACAUCAAAUUUUGCCCCCAUGGUCCAAUUCUACAAAGACUUUCUUGGUGCACACACUAGCUAUGAGAUUGACACGCUCUCGUUCCUCACAUAUGACGAUGAACAUCACCGUCUCGCAAUCGGCUACAUCCCCGGCACCACACCAAAGAAUCACGCAUCCUGCGGACUCGAACAUCUCGCUUUCUCGUUCGAUACCAUUCACGACCUAGCUCUGACAUACCGACAGCGAAAAGACAUAGGGAUCUUGCCCGUAUGGAGUGUGAACCAUGGGCCAACGACAAGCAUCUAUUACCGAGAUCCAGAUGGGAACAUGAUCGAGACACAGUCGGAUAACUUCAACACGGUUGAAGAAGCCAAUGAGUUCAUGGCGGGGCCGUUGUUUGGAGGCAAUCCUUUUGGGACAGACUUCGACCCGGAGGAGCUUUGUGGAAGCCUAGAUAGCGGAGAGGGCCACGAGAGUAUCAUGAAGAGAGUGGAGAUAGGGCCCAGGGGGAUUGAGACACUGCCAUUUUUGUAAUGUUCGAAGGACUCGGGGGUUCGAAUGAGAAAAAAGUCAUACGCCUUAAUCACCG